UCAUCAUUUACGUAACCUCACACUUCGCAUGUGACGUUUACGUUCGAUCUAAUUUUGGUAUCAAGACAGAAUAUAUUUCAAUUUUAUUCGCGAUUUACGUUUACUUAACCUAAGAAAAUGUGGUUUGAGGUGUUACCUUGCAUGGGCAUAAUUAUGACGGCUUUGUACCUUCCUCAGCUUUCUGCUUAUUACUUUAACAUGGCAACGAUUGGUCAUCCUCAUCACAGAGCAGCGGACACCUUUUGGGAACGUUGCAUGUAUUUAAAAGAUUCUCGCCUCGGUGGAGCUCCUUUUAAUGCCGUGGGGCUAGAAAAUAUUCCAGACGAGCCAAAAUAAUUCAAAUGGAGAGUGCAGUGUAGAAUAGUCCUUGCCGUGUAAUUAUAAUAUUAUGUACCAUCCAGUUAUGUAUGUAUAGAAAUACUUAAUACACUCCACAUAAGUAAAA
Orussus abietinus is the source of this 445-nucleotide messenger RNA. RefSeq lists its product as uncharacterized. Bases 118 to 336 code for a protein of 72 amino acids. The transcript has 3 exons. The record is from RefSeq and is a predicted model, not a curated record. NCBI's taxonomy places the organism in Eukaryota, Metazoa, Arthropoda, Insecta, Hymenoptera, Orussidae.